This is a messenger RNA of Nerophis lumbriciformis (worm pipefish), 646 nucleotides long. Its product is annotated as apolipoprotein D-like. NCBI's taxonomy places the organism in Eukaryota, Metazoa, Chordata, Actinopteri, Syngnathiformes, Syngnathidae. The record is from RefSeq and is a predicted model, not a curated record. Gene Ontology annotation, cellular component: cytoplasm. Gene Ontology annotation, molecular function: pigment binding. Gene Ontology annotation, biological process: response to reactive oxygen species; lipid metabolic process.
GAGUGGGCUUGUGAGUUGAACUUGGUGUUGAGAUAACAAGAUGAAGGCCUCGCAGGUUGUUUGCUUGACUCUGCUGUAUUCCCUGACCGUCUCAGCUCAGGUGUUGAAACCUGGCAAGUGUCCCGACAAUGUCGCCGUGCAAGCUGACUUUGACGUCACCAAGUACGUUGGCAAGUGGUAUGACAUCGAGAGGCUCCCGGCGUCCUUCCAGAAUGGCGAGUGUGCUACUGCCCUCUACACCUUAACAAGUCCUGGAGUCAUUGGCGUUCUCAACAGUGAGCUGCUUGACAAUGGUUCCAUUCAUACGGUUAAUGGCACAGUUUGGGUGACGGAUCCUGAAGAACCUGCCAAGAUGGAGGUCUUUUUCUCUGAAAUGGCAUUUCCUGGCAAAUACUGGGUGCUGUCCACAGACUACGUCGGUCACGCUGUGAUCUACAGCUGUCAAGACCUGGGCCAGGUCCACGAACUGCUGGCCUGGAUCUUGAGCAGGGAGCCCACUCUGAGCAAAAGCAAGCUGGAGCAAUUGAACGGCCUUCUGACCGCCGCUCAUGUCAAUGUGGACGAAAUGAUCGUCACCAACCAAGACCCCAUUUAUUGCAGCGCUAAGCACUAGGGUGUUCCUACAUCAAUAAAGGAUUGAAUACAA